AUGGCUAUGUUCUCUCACCGUCUCCGACGAGCGUUACUCACUGCAACUUCAUCUUUAAACCGACCAAUCUCUCUCUCCCCAGCUACCCUUGCCCCACCCGCCGAUUUCCCUUCUGUAUCGACGGUGCUACAGAGAUCCGUUUUAGGGCGUUUCACGGGAGCUACUCGAGCUCCGGCGAGGCUGUUUUCUACGAAGCAGUACAAACUUUACAAAGAAGGCGAUGAAAUCACAGAAGACACUGUGCUGUUCGAAGGAUGUGAUUAUAAUCACUGGCUCAUCACCAUGGAUUUCCCCAAGGAUAAUCCUCUGUCCCCUGAGGAAAUGGUCUCUACCUACGAGCAAACUUGCGCCAAAGGGCUUGGCAUCAGCUUGGAAGAGGCGAAGCAGAAGAUCUAUGCUUGUAGCACAACCACUUACCAAGGCUUUCAGGCAAUUAUGACUGAACAAGAAUCAGAAAAGUUCAAGGAUCUACCAGGAGUGGUGUUUAUAUUGCCAGAUUCCUACAUUGAUCCCCAGAACAAAGAGUAUGGAGGAGAUAAAUACGAGAACGGAGUGAUCACACACAGGCCACCACCAAUUCAGCAUAACAGAAGACCCCGUGAUAGGUUCAAUUCAAGAUUUGACCGUCAAGGAGGAGGAGGAGGAGGCGGUCCUCAAAACUUCCAAAGGAGCCCACAGUAUGGUCAGCAACCGCCAAUGCAAGGUGGUGGAGGUGGCUACGGUGGUCCUCAGCAGAGCUAUGGUCCUCCAGGACAAGGAACUCAAGCUCCUCCUCCUCCUCCACCGUUUCAGGGAGGUUACAACCAAGGGCCUCCGGGAUCUCCACCACCUCCAUACCAGGGAGGUUACAAUCAAGGCCAGGGAGCUCAGGCGCCUCCUCCAUACCAAGGCGGGCCCGGGAACUAUAGCCAAGGGCCACAAGGAGGUUACAACCAAGGAGGGCCUAGGAAUUACAGUCCGCAGGGGAAUGGAAACUACGGUCCUGCACCGGGAGCUGGAAAUCCCGGAUAUGGUCAGGGAUAUUCUGGAGCUGGACAAGUGCAGAAUCAGACGCUUCCACAGGCAGAACAGAGGAACCAAGGCUGGAACAACAAUAAUCCUGCAGACCAACCAGGAUCUGACCAAUUUCCACAGGGAAGAAGAUACUAG
Thlaspi arvense is the source of this 1149-nucleotide messenger RNA. The record is from the annotation of a GenBank genome assembly. NCBI's taxonomy places the organism in Eukaryota, Viridiplantae, Streptophyta, Magnoliopsida, Brassicales, Brassicaceae.